This is a messenger RNA of Klebsormidium nitens, 1593 nucleotides long. The record is from the annotation of a GenBank genome assembly. NCBI's taxonomy places the organism in Eukaryota, Viridiplantae, Streptophyta, Klebsormidiophyceae, Klebsormidiales, Klebsormidiaceae.
GAAAGCCGGGGCGGAAGCGGCGGGCUGCAGGUAGAGAGAACUUCAAACAUUUCACGGGGAUAUCCUGACUGGAUAUGCCCGAACUGCCGUGUCCACUUACCAGUACGUCGAGUCUCAAAUUUCGAGUUUGCGUGAGGAUACUUUAUGGAGUUUGCUGCGCUGGUGUCCGAGUCCCGUUUCCGCACUUGGCGCGCCGCGCACCUGCAUGAGAAAGAAAGCAGGGGUAGAUGACGAAACGCGGACGAAACUGUGUUGGCCUUUAGCCAGCCGUACUUGUCAAGGUGUUCAUGUCGACCCCGUUGAGUGCCAGUCACGCCAGAGCUAAAUUAAAUGCUAGUACUUAAGCUUACCACCCCCUUGGAACCUAGCUCUGCUUGAAACUUGUAUUCAAUAUUGAUCACACCAGCUUGACUCCGGCUCCUGUUUGGCUAGAGGUCAUCCAAGAACGAAUCCAAGCCAAAGGUGAAGUUGCUCGCAUAUAAAACUGGUAAAAGGGCCCUGUAGCCAGCUGACCUCUAGUUUCGCAUUUGCGUACAGAAUUCCGCGCUGCUCAACUCUCUUGCUCAAAAACUCAAGCUGCUACCAACUUUCUCAGCUCACCAGGCGCGUGACUUUGAUCAUGGCUGCCUCCAGGCAGGUUUCCGUGGUGGUGGCUGGCCUGCUCCUUGCGUGCAGCUUGAUUGGGGCUCACGCUCAGCCAACCCUCCAGAAGCUGACUUUUUGGAGGAGGGACAACGAAACCUAUGGCCUGGCGCGCCACACCCCCACCUGGAGCGCAGACAAGCUCCGCAACGGUGAUACCGACACGUUCAAUGACGACUUGUAUGACGCUGACAUGAGCGACAUGACCAAGGGCAACAAGAUCGGCUACCAGGCCGGCACGUGUACCCUCACGUCAACUGCUGGGGACGGGUCAGACAGAUACGUCUACAUCUGCUACUCCAUCUUCGCGUUCGACGCGGGCCUCAUCGGCGAAGAAACCACACCCAACUCGAUUGAGACUGACAUCAUCACCUGUCAGCAAAUCUCCACUUUCCGCGAGGGCGACACCAUUUCUCUGGAGACCCUUGUCAUCACGGGGGGGGGCGGCAAGUACUUUGGAGCGCAGGGCGUCAUGCACCACGAUGAGAUCGGCGGUGUCUUCGAGGCUUACUACUACCUGCCCUACGACGUCUCCGUCGACCCCAAGGGCCUGGUCUCAAUGCCGACUAACGCCACGUCCGCUUAGACGCUCUCAUAUGGAAGCGUUCGAGAGAAGACAGCUGUGCCUGAAUCCAUGGCAUAUGGAUAUUGGCAUAUCAAAGCGUAUCGCUUUUUGCGUCAAAUUUAGAACUCGUCUCGACUCUCACGCUCUCCGUGAUCUGUCCACAUACGUCGGCGGUCAGUACUAGCGCCGGGCUCUCAUUGGCACACCAGUGGUUGAAAUCUUCUAGCUAGACAUUGACUGCCGUUGCUUCGAGGGCCCUCCAGCUUCACUCGAUUUAAGACUGGCCAAUGAUAAAUCAGGCCGGAUUGAUCCAAGCGUUCGCCAUAACCUCUUAACGCGUCACUUCACUCACCUAGGCAACUUAGAGUUCCCGGACACAAGCGCAC